This is a messenger RNA of Kogia breviceps (pygmy sperm whale), 237 nucleotides long. The record is from RefSeq and is a predicted model, not a curated record. Lineage: Eukaryota; Metazoa; Chordata; Mammalia; Artiodactyla; Physeteridae.
AUGCGCAAGCUAACUUCAAAAGGAAACAGAGUGAAAGAGUUUUUGCCUGUAGCAAGCACAAUGGACAUCCAGAAGGACGUUCAACCCCCAAAGCAACAGACAAUGAUAUACAUCUGUAGAAAAUAUGUCACAGAAAAUAAAAUAAAAUCCAGGGAUGCAAUCAGAUGCAGAGCAUAGGGAUACAGAAUAAUGUAAGAGAGAAGGACUAAAAGACUGGUGGUUUUUGAUGCUGGAUGA